Molecule: messenger RNA, 1296 nt
Organism: Ambispora leptoticha
Lineage: Eukaryota; Fungi; Glomeromycota; Glomeromycetes; Archaeosporales; Ambisporaceae
Source: the annotation of a GenBank genome assembly
AUGGCAUAUCUCACCAAAAGCUUUGUAAAGCCAUUAAAGUCAGCACUAAAGUACACUGCCUCAGUAAUACCGAGCGGUGCACGACAAAACACCUUUUCCAAUAAGAGAAGCACGCCACGCCAAGCUUCUCAGUCUUAUUCAUAUUUCUCGACUUCAUAUCAAGAAUCUUCUUAUACUUCUUUGAUGUACGCAUCAGUUCCUCCUCCUUUACUAAGUCGAAAAUUUCUAAACUCUCAAACUCAUACUAUUAUUCGUCGUUCACUGCAUAAUUGUACUCCAGCGCAAUUUCAAGGGACUGAAAGAACAGCGAAACCUCAUUCUUCUAAACCUCAAAAGUUUCUAGAUACUUCCUGUUCGAUUAAGCCAAAUCCCACCACGUCUCACUCUAUAUUCGACCUUUUCGAUAAACCAUUCUCAACAACACGUAAAACCACGAUGUUUUCUCAUGGGGUUUCCGGAAUCCCUAAACAUCAGGAUAAACUGGUGUCAAAUUUAACUGACGGAAGUUAUUGCAGUGUUAAUUGUGGGGAAGAUAGUUUCUUCCGAAGACAUGACUCCCUGGGAGUUGCUGACGGUGUUGGAGGCUGGCGUCAUCCUCCUCAUUUGGAACAUGUUGUCAUCAACUCCGCUCUAUAUUCGCGGAAAUUAAUGCAUUACGCGUACAAAGAAUUGGAAAAAUACGAUAAUGUUGACAACGAAAAAUUUUAUCGAUACGCUGAUGUUAAUCCCAAACAAAUUCUCCAAAAAAGUUAUGAUGAAAGUCUCCGAGAUUGUGCAUUGGAGGGAAUUAUUGGAUCAUCUACAGCUUUAGUUGCAGUACUGCGAGGUGACGAACUUCGUAUUGCGAAUUUAGGAGAUUGUGGAAUAGCCGUCAUUAGACACAAUGAUAUUAUAUUUCGAAAUGAGGAGCAACAACAUUCAUUCAAUUAUCCAUAUCAGUUGGGCACUGGACUAUUUGAUUUGCCGACAGAUGCUCAAGCUAUCAAUGUAAAGGUUAAACGUGGUGAUAUCAUAGUUAUGGGCUCAGAUGGCUUAUUUGACAACUUAUUUGAUGAUGAUAUCUUGGAAGAGGUUAGACAACUCACACAUGCUACACGAAACGGAUUGCGCGCUGAACCGCAAACUAUUAGUGAUGCACUUGCAUGGCGAGCAAAAGGUGUUAGCGAGGAUUUGAACAAUAUCAAUGGAAGUCCUUUUCAAUGUCGUGCCUCUCAAGAAGGAAUAUAUCAUUUAGGAGGCAAAAUGGACGAUAUUACAGUUUUAGUAGCUAUUGUCACUGAAUCAUAUGAUACAUGA